This is a messenger RNA of Rotaria socialis, 2988 nucleotides long. The record is from the annotation of a GenBank genome assembly. Lineage: Eukaryota; Metazoa; Rotifera; Eurotatoria; Philodinida; Philodinidae.
AUGGCCCGUCAUACGCCUUUACCUCGUUUUCAACUAGAUACAGACCCUAUUACUGAACAAAGUGUUAAUAGUUUACGUAUUACUUCAGCAUCACCAAAUAUGUCUCAAUUGCGCCAACAACAACAAUCACAAUUACAACGAUCUCAAGGUCGUAUCCGUCGAUCAGCUUGUUCUAAUUUACAGAGUACUACGAUACCAGAAGAACGUAUAUACAAUGGAAAUCGUCGUCGAGCCAGUCUAUUUGUUGGCCGACCAUCGCAAGAAACAAUUGAUGCUACAACAAAAUCUUCCUAUGAUCAGGAACCUGCUGAAUGUGACUACGCAAAACUAUGUCGACAAAGAUGUCAAUCACUAUAUGGAUCAUUAGCUAAUUCUACAGAAACAUCCGCACCAUCACCCCCAUUAGUUUUAACAGGAAAUUCAUUUAUAGUGAGUGAUGAUGAUGAUGAUGACAAUGACGACGAUGAACAAGACGACGGUGAAGAUGGACAAUCUUUUGAAACACCAUCAGCGAAUAGUUUUCGUUAUUCAUUGCCUGAUACAUCACCGUCUGGAUUAGGAUUACGUAAUUUUCUUAAACGUAAUAAAUCGACAAAUUAUUAUCAUCAUCAUCGACUUUGUUUGCCAUCUAAUUCAUCCCAUUCAUUAUGUUCAUCAACAUCAUCUUCGUCGUCUAUAUUAACACAUUCUUCUUCACCGUUAUCAACAUUCCGUAAUUUUCUUUCUCUAGUUAAACUACCAUCAUCAUCGUCAUCAACAAAAUCAAUCAAUUCAACAACAUCACCAACAUCAGCAACACCACAUCAUUCUAGUUUAACAACAUUAACUAGUGUUACUGGUGGAUCAACAACAACACUUGAUCAAACAUCAUCAUUUAUUUCAUCGAAAAAACGUCCAACAACUAUUAUUGAUACUCAAUACCAAUGGCACUUUGAGACUGAUAAAUCACAAUGGUGUUCCUCUGAUAAAACAAGUAUAAUUAUUCUUAGUUCCAUUGAACUACAUAAUUUAACAUAUGCUGAACAUAAACAAUUGAAACGUCUUAUACUUCAACGUUUACAAUCAUCACAAUAUGAUCUUAGCGUGCCAAUACAUGUGCCAAAAGAAGAACCAGUACGAAAACGUAAACAUCAUUUUAUGUUUCGUAGUAAAUCAAGUGACAAAUCAAAAGAAGCAAGAGAAGCUAAAGCAAAUGGAAACGUCUUUGGUGUUGCUCUUUCUCAAUGUGUAAUCGAUGAUGAUUCUCGUUUUCAAGAUGAUACCAAUCCAACAUCACCUCCUGCUAUAAAUUCAGCUAGUGGAGCUAACCGAAAAGAUAGUACUGAUAUGGUUAUAAUAACAACCAGUGAAAGACGAACAAGUCCAUCGGGAAGUGUUUCAUCAACCAACGAUAGUGGAUAUUCAAUUUCUCCUGCAAGUCCAAGUAGUUUACAUAUAUCAGAUUGUGAUUAUGAGCAAUUAAAACUUCGGUCAAUAUCUCUUGAACAAUUAGGUGAAAAUGAACCAGGUGCGAGCAUAAGCAGAUGCAAUACAUUAAGAUGUUAUCCAGCUAAAGUACCUGAAUUAAUACAAAAUUGUUGUGAUUAUUUAGAAAAAAAUGCAUUACAAACAGUUGGUCUCUUUCGAGUUGGUGUAUCAAAAAAACGUUUGAAGGAACUUAAAGAUCAAGUUAACUUAAACCGUAGUUUAACAUUUGACGUAUCCACCAAUGCACAUGAUAUAGCAGGUUUAAUUAAAGAAUUUCUACGUGAACUACCUGAACCAUUAUUAACACGUGAUUUAUGUUCACCAUUUCUUAAUAUUCCAUCAAAGCUUAAUCCAAAAGAUCAAUCACGUGCUCUUUCAUAUCUUAUUGGUUUAUUACCAUCAUCAAAUCGAGAUACAUUAUAUACAUUGCUAAAAUUUCUUUAUCAUGUUUCAUUAAAUUCUCAAGAUCGUUAUUCAGCUGAUGGGAAAAUUCUUGUAGCUGGUAAUAAGAUGGAUACAGCAAAUUUAGCAAUUGUUUUUGCACCAACAAUACUCAUGGACGGAAAAGCACCGGUGAUAUCAAGUAAAGAUAUGAGUGUAGCCAUGAGUGCUGAUCAAAUGGAACAAGGAAAAACUGUUUUGAAAAUGAUGAUUGAACAGUAUAAAGAACUUUUUGUGGUAUCGAAAGAUUUACAUAAUCAAGUAUGUCUUGCAUUAAAUGAAUCAGAUAGCACUCAAUUGAUGAGAGCAUUAGCAUUUAAAUUACAGAAAGGCUGUGGUAUAACUUCUAUGCAGUUAGAUGAAUCAAAUGAGCAUCUAUUAAUGUCACUUGAUUUAACGCCACUCCUAUGUGAAACACCAAAUGCAACAAGUAGUAUUUUGUCGUCAAUCAUUCCUCAAACAAAUCGAUCUAAUCAACAACAGCCAGCACUUCGCCGAUACAAUCAUCGACGUAAUUCAGAUUUUCCAUGUUCAUCAACACAUGCGUCACGUUCAUCAGAAUUUCUUCAAGUACCAAUGUCAGCAUCACAACAACGUCUUACAAAUCAUAGUCAACAAUUAUUAUCGAAAUUACCACGAGUACGUGAUAUACGAGAAGCAAGUAUGGAUCAAAUCAUUUUUCGUGUAAUUGAACCAAUGUCAUCUGUAUCUAAUCAAGAACAAGAUCAAGAACGAGGACAACGAUCAUUAAGACAUCCAACUGAGCCUAUUAUAAAUAUAAGUUCUUUCGAUGAAGUUAUAUCUUCAUCUAUUAUACGACCGAAUUCACUCGAUAUUAAAGAAUCGCCUCCAUCACCACCACCAUCACCAAUUCUACGAACUGCUGCUGCAACAUCAGACACUUCGCUUUUACGAGAAAUAAAACCAUAUUCACGUUCAAAAACAGCUCCACUUUCAACCUCGUCCGGUUCACAACAUUUCUUAAGUGUCAAACGUCGAGAAGCACGUGAUUUAUGUGGAUCGAGUUCGAACGAUGAUUCACCAUCGCCAACUAGUGGUCAUCAUAGUACUCUUGUCUAA